ACGCUUCUUUCGUUGUGUCAACUUUGCUGGUUGGUACAAUGCUAGGUAUAGUGAAGUAACUCAGAAACUACAAGCUCUGCAUAUUGAGGCCAUCUCAGAUGCUGAUCUGUUGCAGUGGGUGCAAGAUAAACAAGAAGUUGAAGUUGUUGACUUGGUUCUUCGUCUCAGAGAUAAAAUGAUGACGGCAGAAACCGAGAAGUUGCCUCUUUCUCCGGAGACAUUGACAAAGUUACAUGGCCACAUGGAAGGUAUAAUAGAAACACUUCCCGAUGACCUACGCAGUGUACUGAAGUCCAGUUGACCUAGAAGAGUUGGCUAACUAUAAGCUGGAUAUCAGUACCUUGUGAUAUUACCCAUGCUUCAAGUAUGCCUUGGAGGACAGAAGUGGUGUUUAAAAUGGUUUUGGUUCAGUGGAGAAUUCAUCAAGGAAACGGAUGUUACAAGUAGUGGUAUGAAAACUGAUGUUACAAGUAGUGGUAUGAAAACUGAUGUUACAAGUAGUGGUAUGAAAACUGAUGUUACAAGUAGUGGUAUGAAAACUGAUGUUACAAGUAGUGGUAUGAAAACUGAUGUUACAAGUAGUGGUAUGAAAACUGAUGUUACAAGUAGUGAUAUGAAACUGAUGUUACAAGUAGUGGUAUGAAAACUGAUGUUUCAAUUUCUAGUAUGGAAAAAAAUGUUACUAGUAAUAGUGUAAAAACAUGUUACAAGUAUUAAUCUGCAUGUACUACCUAAACUAACGUGUACCUUUAGGUAGCCUUGUGCGACAUCUGAUUUGGUAUGAUACUUUGGUUCAUGGCUUACAUGUCAUUACAACUGUUGCAUCUACCCUAAGCUAUCACAUUAAUUAACUGUAACUUCAGGUAGCUUGUGUACCUUUAGGUAGCCUUGUGCGACAUCUGAUUUGGUAUGAUACUUUGGUUCAUGGCUUACAUGUUGUUACAACUGUUGCAUCUACCCUAAGCUAUCACAUUAAUUAAC
Molecule: messenger RNA, 981 nt
Organism: Limulus polyphemus (Atlantic horseshoe crab)
Lineage: Eukaryota; Metazoa; Arthropoda; Merostomata; Xiphosura; Limulidae
Product: protein DENND6A-like
Exons: 3
Cellular component (GO): recycling endosome
Molecular function (GO): guanyl-nucleotide exchange factor activity
Source: RefSeq, a predicted model, not a curated record